AGCAUGAGCGAGCGCGCUCUCCGCAGCCGCCCCGGGCGCGAAUGGCUGGCUGUCUCCGCGGACUCAAAGGUGGCGCCGGUCAGUGGUCCUUUCCGAUGACGGACCUUAACCAGACUGUCAAAUCCUGGGGAGUCGCGAGCCCCGAGUUUGGAGUGGAUUUUGUGUGUGUGUGUGUGUUGGUUUUUUUUUUUUUUUCCCCACCACGUCACAGUCCGAACUGCAGAGGGAAAGGACAGCGGCAGGAAGGCGAAGCCCGGCUCCGGCACGUAGUUGGGAAACUUGCGGGUCCUAGAAGUCGCCUCCCCGCCUCGCCAGCCGCCCUUGCAGCCCCGCGCCGAGCAGCAAAGUGAGACAUUGUGCGCCUGCCAGAUCCGCCGGCCGCGGAGCGGGGCUGCCUCGGAAGCACAGAGGGGUCUUCUCUCGCCCUGCAUAUAAUUAGCCUGCACACAAAGGGAGCAGCUGAAUGGAGGUUGUCACUCUCUGGAAAAGGGUGGGUAAGACACUUUUUAAUUAAAUUCUUUCCCGAAGAUUUUUUUUCCCCCCCUCUUUUCUUUGCUGCAGCAUCUAACAUGGACCAAAUCACCAUCUCUUUGAUCUUUCCGUGGCUGUGAACUUUCCAUGCCGCCCAGCUUUCUGCAUGCUUAGAGAUUUCUGACCGAGCGCUUCCAAUGGACAUUCUCCAGCCUCUCUGGAAAGAUCCUCGCUAAUGGAUUUCCUGCUGCUCGGCCUCUGUCUACACUGGCUGCUGAGGAGGCCCUCGGGGGUGGUCUUGUGCCUGCUGGGGGCCUGCUUUCAGAUGCUGCCCGCCGCCCCCAGCGGGUGCCCGCAGCUGUGCCGGUGCGAGGGGCGGCUGCUGUACUGCGAGGCGCUCAACCUCACCGAGGCGCCCCACAACCUGUCCGGCCUGCUGGGCUUGUCCCUGCGCUACAACAGCCUCUCGGAGCUGCGCGCCGGCCAGUUCACGGGGUUAAUGCAGCUCACGUGGCUCUAUCUGGAUCACAAUCACAUCUGCUCGGUGCAGGGGGACGCCUUUCAGAAACUGCGCCGAGUUAAGGAACUCACGCUGAGUUCCAACCAGAUCACCCAGCUGGCCAACACCACCUUCCGGCCCAUGCCCAACCUGCGCAGCGUGGACCUGUCCUACAACAAGCUGCAGGCGCUGGCGCCCGACCUGUUCCACGGGCUGCGGAAGCUCACCACGCUGCACAUGCGGGCCAACGCCAUCCAGUUCGUGCCCGUGCGCAUCUUCCAGGACUGCCGCAGCCUCAAGUUUCUUGACAUCGGAUACAAUCAGCUCAAGAGCCUGGCGCGCAACUCGUUCGCCGGCUUGUUCAAGCUCACGGAGCUGCACCUGGAGCACAACGACUUGGUCAAGGUGAACUUCGCCCACUUCCCGCGCCUCAUCUCCCUGCACUCGCUCUGCCUGAGGAGGAAUAAAGUGGCCAUCGUGGUCAGCUCGCUGGACUGGGUUUGGAACCUGGAGAAAAUGGACCUGUCCGGGAACGAGAUCGAGUACAUGGAGCCCCAUGUGUUCGAGACCGUGCCGCACCUGCAGUCCCUGCAGCUGGACUCCAACCGCCUCACCUACAUCGAGCCCCGCAUCCUCAACUCCUGGAAGUCACUGACCAGCAUCACCCUGGCCGGGAACCUAUGGGACUGCGGACGCAACGUGUGCGCCCUGGCCUCGUGGCUCAGCAGCUUCCAGGGGCGCUACGACGGGAACUUGCAGUGCGCCAGCCCCGAGUACGCGCAGGGCGAGGACGUCCUGGACGCCGUGUACGCCUUCCACCUCUGCGAGGAGGGGGCCGAGCCCACCAGCGACCACCUGCUCUCGGCCAUCACCAACCACAGCGACCUGGGCGCCCCCGCCGGCUCCGCCACCACGCUCGCCGACGGCAGGGAGGGGCCGCUCGACGGCACCGCGGAGCCAGCCACGGUGGCUCUCCCCGGCGGCGAGCACGCCGAGAACGCCGUGCAGAUCCACAAGGUGGUCACGGGCACCAUGGCCCUGAUUUUUUCCUUCCUCAUCGUGGUCCUGGUGCUCUACGUCUCCUGGAAGUGUUUCCCCGCUAGCCUCCGGCAGCUCAGACAGUGCUUCGUCACGCAGCGCAGGAAGCAGAAGCAGAAACAGAGCAUGCAGCAGAUGGCUGCCCUGUCUGCCCAGGAAUACUACGUCGAUUACAAACCCAACCACAUCGAGGGAGCGCUGGUGAUCAUCAACGAGUACGGCGCGUGCACCUGCCACCAGCAGCCGGCCAGGGAAUGCGAGGUGUGACCGCGCCCGCGGCCCUCCCCCGGUGCGCUACCAAAUACGCGGGGCAGCCCGCGCCGGGCUGGGCCCCCUCGGCUCGCGCUGACACGCUCCCGGACUGAGGCCGUCCGGGGAUCGCUCCCAGAGACUGGACAUUUUAGCUUUAUUGUGUCUUAAAAACAAAAACGAAAUAAAACACAACAACAACAACAACAAACACCCACCCCACAACCUUCAGGACAGUCUGUCUUAAAUUUCAUAUGAGAAAACUCCUUCCUCCCUUUGAAGAUCUGUCCAUAUUCAGGAAUCUGAGAGUGUAAAAAGGUACCAAUCAUUGAUUUUUUUUUUUUUUUUUGUAAACUAAAAUGUUUAAAAAUAAAAUAGCAUUUACAGUUUU
Messenger RNA from Miniopterus natalensis, 2648 nucleotides. It is a transcript of the gene LRRTM1, whose product is annotated as leucine rich repeat transmembrane neuronal 1. Lineage: Eukaryota; Metazoa; Chordata; Mammalia; Chiroptera; Miniopteridae. Gene Ontology annotation, molecular function: protein binding. The record is from RefSeq and is a predicted model, not a curated record.